This is a messenger RNA of Dermacentor andersoni, 1009 nucleotides long. RefSeq names its product alpha-ketoglutarate-dependent dioxygenase alkB homolog 6. The record is from RefSeq and is a predicted model, not a curated record. Gene Ontology annotation, cellular component: nucleus. Lineage: Eukaryota; Metazoa; Arthropoda; Arachnida; Ixodida; Ixodidae.
UCGCGAAGACAAAAGCAAAUUCGUCUUGGGUAACAUGGCGGCGCCCAUGUGCGGCUUGGCCGGUGAUCUGGACAAAUUUCGAAUCGCGUCGCUGCCUGACAGCGUCUACUACGUUCCGAAUUUCAUCACAGAAAAUGAAGAGAAAUACCUCCAUGACAAAGUCUACGACGCACCCAAGCCAAAGUGGGUCCAACUCGCCCGCAGGCGGCUCCAGAACUGGGGUGGACUGCCCCAUCCCAAAGGCAUGGUUUCGGAAGCUCUGCCGCAAUGGCUGAAGGACAUAUCUGCCAAAGUGGCUAGCCUGGGCGUCUUUGGCGAGAAGUUGCCAAAUCAUGUCCUCGUCAACGAGUACAAGCCUGGUGAAGGAAUCUUGCCUCACGAAGAUGGCCCACUGUACUACCCAGUGGUGACUAACAUCACCUUGAAUUCGAGUACCGUCAUCGAUUUCUACAAGCCACGGAAAAGCACCACUUGCGAAGUAACUGCUGAUGCAAAGGACACGGAGACGAAUUCCCACAUAGGCUCGCUUCUGCUGGAGCGGCGGAGUCUCUUGAUAACGAGCGGUGCCAUGUACACCGAUUACCUCCAUGGCAUUGAGGGCAGGACAAAAGACAUCAUCGACGAUUCCAUCAAGAACAUCGAUGCCUGUUCCGUGAAAAUGGGCACAGUGCUACAGAGGGAGACAAGGGUUUCCCUUACGAUACGAGUUGUUCCAAAAGUGCUCCGAGCAAAUGUGCUCCAAGCACUGUUCAAGAAGUGAACUAUCUUUACAGUUGGGGACAUUUGAAAUGUGCUUCUUUUGUUCUGUCACGAUUCAUUUAUUUGAGGCAAUGAGAUCGGAAGGACUCUGAACCAAAAUGAAACUUUUGGCUCACCAACAUGCUUUCCGUCCACAGGGUGUGUAUGAAGUGUUUACGAGCCCGUCAUCACUUUGUGUGCCUACCUCAACUUUGCAACAGUCAAGGAAGAUUGUUUUUGUUUGUAAUAAAAGCAACCACGUGUCUUUGUU